UCGUAGCCGCGCCCCGCAUUAAUGGCGAAGAAGCCUUCUUCUUUCCCUUUCGCGCGGCAUUAACGAAGCAUAAGAAGAAGAACCCUUUCUCUUUCUGCGAUUUUCUUCUUUCUCCAUUUUCAAGCUCUAAUGGCGAGGGCUUUAGCGACAAUCACCUCUACGGUCGGGGGACUCCAAUGGUGGAAUGAAAUUGAUGAAUCCCAAGAUUGGCAGAGAGGGAUUUACUACACCUUGUCCGCCUCUUAUGGCCUCAUCUCCCUCAUUGCCUUAGUUCAACUUAUUCGGAUUCAAAUAAGAGUACCAGAGUUCGAGUGGACUACACAAAAGGGGUUCCAUUUGAUGAAUUUCAUUGUAAAUGGAUUGAGGGCUAUUCUCUUUGGGCUUUAUAAGAGUGUCUUCCUCAUAAGACCGAAGGUUGUUGAAAUGGUGGUUAUGGAGAUUCCUGGACUUCUAUUCUUUUCGACGUACACACUGCUUGUUCUAUUUUGGGCAGAGAUAUACCAUCAGGCCCGAAGUCUUCCUAUUGACAAACUUAAGCCUACUUACUGUAUCAUCAAUGGAGUUAUGUAUGUUAUACAGAUCUGCAUUUGGAUAAUUGUGAUGUUAGACCAUUCUCCGGGUUCAGUUAUAGCUGCUAAGCUCUUCUUUUCAGUGGUUUCAUUUUCUGCUGCACUGGGUUUCCUGAUAUAUGGUGGGAGGCUAUUUGUCAUGCUGAGGCAGUUCCCUAUUGAAUCUAGAGGACGCCAAAAAAAGUUGUAUGAGGUUGGGUGUGUGACAACAAUAUGUUUUAGCUGCUUCUUUAUACGAUGUUUUGUGCUUGCCCUAUCUGCAUUUGACAAGGAUGCAGACCUUGACGUCCUAGAUCAUCCCAUUCUCAACCUAAUAUACUACAUGUUGGUAGAGGUUGUGCCUUCGGCAUUGGUUCUGUUUAUACUGAGAAAACUUCCUCCGAGGCGUGUAUCUGAUCGGUAUCACCCCAUUGAAUGAAGCUCUCAACAAUAGAUUAGGACUUUGAUUAGAGAGUUCUGUUUACUAGUAUGAUCCCUUCUAAUUUCAUCAAAAGUAGUUCUAUCAGCCGGAAACCAAAAGAAUACAUCUUUCGACGUGCAUACUUCUGCAGUUGGUAGAGUUUGUUCCAUCAGCGUUGGUUAUUUAUACUGAGAAAACUUCCUCCAAGGUGUGUGUGUGUAUCUGAUCGGUAUCACCCCAUCGAAUGAAGCUCCAGACAAUUUCUGAUCAGCAGAACUUACCAUUCUAACUAUGUAUUUACAGAUACACACUACUGAAUGAAGCUCUCAACAAUUUCUGGUCAGCAAAACUUUCCAUUUUAAUUUGUAUUUAAUUUUUGUAGCCGUUUGUUCUUUAGGGAUUCCACUGCAGAUUUUUUUUUUUUUGGUGGCUGAAUUUACAAUACACUUGCCUUGCUUCUAAUUUAAUCCAAACAUUGUUCCUUGACCUGAAAACAGCCAAAAAGAAUGCGUUCGUUAUAAACAAAAAAAUCCCAUUAUCUUCCA
This is a messenger RNA of Benincasa hispida (wax gourd), 1514 nucleotides long. Its product is annotated as tobamovirus multiplication protein 1-like. Lineage: Eukaryota; Viridiplantae; Streptophyta; Magnoliopsida; Cucurbitales; Cucurbitaceae. The record is from RefSeq and is a predicted model, not a curated record.